AUGUAUGAAUGUCAAACAUUAAUAGAAAAAUAGCUGUAAUGUGAUUCGAUUAUGUAUUGGAUUCGAAAAUUAACGUUGAAAGUGAAGUUGCGAUUAUAUAUAAUCGAGUCCGACCUGUAUUUGAAUGAAAUUAUGCAUUAGCACUAUCAUUGCCUCGAGAUGUAGUUCUUGUGGCUUCAUCAAUGGAAACGCCACUCUCGAUCCACUAAGAUAGCGCGCGUCUACUUCGACAGCGAACGAAGACUGCCCUUUAUAUAAAAACGAUUUCUCAUUCGGAUGUACAUAGUCGUACGCUGGAAUUGGAACAAGUAGUAGUUUGUAGUGUUUUAUUUAAAAUGAAUUUGCCCGUACAGUUGAUGUUAGGAUUUAUCCUAGCCACCGGAUCGGUGUCGGCCCGCCGAAACCCAUUGAUUUAUGGACGAAAUUACAACGGUCGCUACCUUGUGCACAACCAGAAACGCCAACCGGACAGGCAUCACUGGCACCUCCACGUGCCGUUCAUUAUUUUCGAGGUUUACGAACCGUCAGGGUUGGAAGUGUCUAUGGUUCAACGCACACCGAACAUCACGUUUUUUGGUGUUGAAAUCUUCGUGAAUAAGGAACCCAAGAAUGGGUCAAAGUGUGAUAUCUGCCUGAACACCACGACUAUCAGGUAUGGAAAGUUCGUAGUGAAAGAUGUGAACGCCAAAAUAAAGAAAGGAGACAUUCUGAGCUAUCAUGUGGUGACGGGGAACAAUAUCAGUAGGACACGGCAUAACAUGCAAAGGCUAUGGGUAACUAAUUCAAUCAUCAAGAAGUGCGACUGUGACUUCGGACGAAAGGGACAACCAGCAACAAGUCCCCCGGUCAGUAAGGCUUCCUAUCCGUUACAAUCAACUACCGAAAAAGUCUAUAAAUAUAAUAUCUUCUCUGAUGAAGACAUUUCGCUUGAGUGUGAUUUUGUGGCUGUGAAUAGUUUGCCGAAACAGAAACAGGACGAAAGAAACGGGAAUAAAAUGCUGUACACGUUCAAUCAAUUACAUCGUGAAAUUCAAGUUCUGGAAGGAAUUAUCAACCUGCUCAAGGAUGGUUGUCCAUCGCGGAUGAACACUAAUUUCGUGCUGCUCAAAAAUGUGCUCCCAAAAGCUGCCAAGGAGGAAGAAAUGAUGGAACUCGUGAAAUCUUCGUUCUCAAUGAGCUCCGAGCUGGAAGAGUUGGAAGGAGGAAUCCGUCAUGUUAUGCUGGCGAAUGAGGUGACCGGGCCAGGUGUGGUGUUUGAGAUGGUGGAUUUUGUUGACAAACAAAAAGUGCUUUACUAUGCUAAAAUUAAUAACUUUGAACAAUUUGUGGACUACGAUAUUUUCAUCAAAAAAACUAGAAGGCUGCAAGUAUGAUGUAAUAAUUAGUGAUUAUGAAGCUUCACAAUGUUCUCAAUAAGGACUUAUUGUUAAUACAUGUAUUCUAUAUUGAUAAUUUGAGUGAAUUAAAUUUAUUCUAUAAUGUA
Molecule: messenger RNA, 1483 nt
Organism: Toxorhynchites rutilus septentrionalis
Lineage: Eukaryota; Metazoa; Arthropoda; Insecta; Diptera; Culicidae
Exons: 2
Coding region: 336-1373 (345 amino acids)
Molecular function (GO): carbohydrate binding
Source: RefSeq, a predicted model, not a curated record